UUUUGAUCACGGUGAGUCUGAAGAGUCCGUCUGCGUGUUGGUGUUACUAUGCUAUCUUCUAGUACUAGUUUCGUUCCUUUGAAAAGCCUUCUUGACUCGAAAACGGUACCACCACAGCAUCAACCAUCCUCCACCGAGAUCAGAAAAGAUGCCUUCGUCCUCCAAGAGCAGUGGCAGUCAGAGGUUUGAACUGAAUUUCAAACGUCGGCGAUCUACCUCUCGUCGGAAGCGACGAUACAGGAGCUCCUCUAGUUAAGAGCGACGCCUAUCUAUCUCCAAGAAGCAUCCUGAAGAGACUUUUGCAGAGUAAAAACCUAAGUACCACGUAGAAUUUUUACCAGAGGAGGUGGUACUUAGAAGCAUCCUGCUCACCAAGUAGGACGCUUCUAAGAGCUCAAAAACAAAAUGGGAUAUUGGGUUUGGGAAGAGCUCUAAUCUACUUCCUCCUCCGACGGCAGCUAUUACCGAGACUGUUCACCUCCGGCCAAACGACACAGAUUUAUGCUCUUCUUGCUUGUUUGACUUUGAUCCUCGUUCUGUACUGAGUCUAAAGUUUUUUCCACCAAGUAAGUGGAAUAAAGUAUGAGUAAGUUCUUCACAUUGAUUCUUCCACAAGAUUCACCCAUUUGAUUUCUGAUUUUCCUAGUUUCUAGGGGUCUAUUGGAGUACUUAUUCAAGAACGUCUUGAGUGGUAUCCAUAAGUAUACGCAUCACUCUUGCUCUUCUUCUAAAUUUCCCCGCCGUGACGAGAAGAACGAUCGACGUCGUGACGAUAGUUAUUACGACCGCUACUACGAUUACGACACUCCAAGGAAAAGGACGAAAAAGAAGGAGAGAAAACGCUACAAAGAUGAUUAUGCAGUCCCGGUUUAUCGAUCAUGUUGAAACUACAACUACCUUCAGGAAGAGAAAGAGUUUUCUUCACCAGGCAUGUGUCAGUCUCGAAUUAGCUGUUUCAUCUUCCAUAGUGUAUCCGUGUCUCAGUUGGAGUUUCAUCUUCUUGAGAAAUAGGUGUCUGGGGAAACAACGUGAAUAUGACACCUAUGACCUCUAACACAUGAGUCCGAAGACCCGGCGCCACAGUCACAAAAAUCAUAAGAACAAAGAAGACCUUCCUCCGUCGUUUUUUGUGACCCUUAUGGCUUCAGACGAGAAUGAUAUCAGCGAGAGCUGGAUUAUCUUAGAACUGAGAAUCGAAUUGCAAUUGCGUGUCAGCUUGAUGAUAGAGGAAUGUUCAUGAUGUUGUAGUUACUACAUUCAUAUGGGAACGGGAAGUCAUUUCACAGGAUAGAAAUAGAAUGUUGUAGUUGGCAUCUUCUAACCACUGAGAGGUUUCUUUAUUUCACAGGAUAGAAAUAAAAUGUUGUAGUUGGCAUCUUCUAACCACUGAGAGGUUUCUUUCACCUUGGUAAAUUGUUGUAGUUGGCAUCUUCUAAUGACUGAGAGGUUUCUUUCACCUUGGUGAAUUGGCUCCGAUAUAUGAUGCGGGAACGAUAUCCUCAGAACAAGUCCAAUUGGGUGCCGUGGGCCGUUUUGCCAGGUAUGUUACCACAACAUGUAUCAUACACUUUGAUCCCAUCAUGGACGAAAGCUAGGGAAUAAUUACCACUGGGCAGGAGGCAGGUGGGUACUAGGUAUGCGUAGGUACUAGGUAAGUAGGCCGCAAUGGUAAGGUAAGUAUUCUAGACCUCCUAAAAAUAAAAAAAAAAGUACUAGUACUACUUGUACUUGUUCAGAGUAAUGCUAUGUAUUUCCUCCAGGUCCGGACCGAUACACCGAGCAACACAUUGAGGACGUAGCUGCAGAUCACAACCGCCAUUUAGAAGUCUGGCGAGACGAGGACACCAAGAUGCUCUAUGUACUUAUGAUUCACCUCUCUGUCGCGAAGCGAGUGUCAGUUUUCCUUUUUCUUUUCCAUCCUUUUCUCUUCUCUCUCUGGAAAUCCGUACGCAGCAACACGACUAGUCGGCGAUCAUCAUCAUCGUCAUCAUCAUCAUCAUCAUCAUCAUCAUCAUCGUUGUAGUUCAUUGCUCGUCCCCAUUGUAUUUCAUCUUGAUGUGUACAAGUGACUCCGCCCUCACUCUCUAGUUCCCAGCUAUUGUCAUACUUCCUGAAUACGAGCAGUACUCGUACUUCACACUCUCUAAUCUUCGAUCGAAACGGAAGAACAAGAUCGAGUCUGAAGGCAACGAUAUCUCUUUUUGGAAUGGUAAAGAUCUGAGUGAUGAAAAAGAACUGGCAAAUAGGGAUGUUGCCGAAAGAAAAGCUCAACGGGACAGCCAACGAGCCGCAAAGAGAUUCCGUUCCCGUUCUUAUGCUCUUGUUGUCUGUGAUGAAGAAGUAGAUUUAAUAGCAGACUCUUCUGCAAUAAAAGAUACAAUGUAGCAGAGUAGUUUAUAGCACGCAUGGUGCAUGGAGUAGCAUGGAGUGCAUGGAGCGCAGAGCUUUAAGGGGCGCAAGAAGCUCCCCCUUUAGCUCCAUGCUACUCCAUGUGAUCCAUGCACUCCAUGCCAUGCGAGCUGUGAAACCUUAGAAAUUGCUCCGCUUAUAGUAGUUUUCUAACUUUUAGGGAGAAUAAGUUUCUUGAAUUCUAAGGGGAAUGAGAUCAUUUUCUAGUAGGUCAACCGUUUUGCAAUCAGUAGAUGGUAAGUAAGAAGUUACCAUUUUUUGUUCACUUAUGUCUACGUAGACUCUUCUCUAACACAACCAACGCCGUACAACGCCUUCCAGAAUCCCUGGUGGAAUUUUGAAAUAUCCGCGUGAAGACGACUAUUCGGAUAUGGAAAUCGACUCUGAUGUUACCGGAGGACCUCCGAAUGUGGUACUUGUGAUGAUAAGUACUCUAUAGGCAGCUGUAAGAAGAUUUAUUCGAUGCUGUUCCUUGUACUUCUACCGUAGGCUAAGCACAUUUUAGAAAUGCUUUUCAUCUUUGGCAGAACAGUUGAACUAGAAACAGCUGCAUUUUUCAAAUCGACACUCACCAUCAGAACGAAAAACUGAAUUGUUCCUUGGAGGACCUGAUUACUGCGAACACGAAAGAGCAGCGCUACCGAGAAUGAUAAGCUGCAUCAUGUGUGCAGGAUGGUGGAACAGAAACCAAGAUGUAGAUUGUUAUUGUUUUGAAGUCGUUAUUUUUUUGAUGGAAUUGACAUUGUUCGAAAGAAUGAAAACCUCCUAUGCAGCGCUUUCCACAAGUAGGAAAAACUAUUAACCGCGUACAGAUGGAUUAUCUGCGUUUCGAUAAGGAGAAAAAUUAUGAGCCUUAUUUGAAGAAUAUCAUGGGUCAAACACAAAUGAGUACGUGUACGUCUAGUUCUUUGUUAACGCUGAAGCACCACAACUAGAAGAGCAGCACGAAUACUCAACCCGCCAUGGUUAUGUUUAACUAUUUUUCAUUAUACCCAAUCAAGCACGUCAUUAGUGGUCAUUGUCAUUAGUCGUCGAGCAUGUCGUGUUUCAUGUGGUUUCUUCAAAAGCGAAUCCAUCUCAAUCCGAAAACAUAUCCUAAAUUCUAGACACCUUAUCUACAGUCAAUGUCAUCAGUGGGAAAUGAACAUGGAAGACAUCAAACUUCCUAUUAGGUCUUAAUCUUGUGUGUUUGUAUUGAUGCGCUCCGGGCAACGCGUCCGAUCUCGCCGGAUUUUUUUUUUGGUUUCGUGUGUUUUGUGCUAUGGUCGCCUUAUAUCUUAUAACGCUUUCUCGUAUUUUCUAAGAACGAACUCGAAAUCUCACGCUUACCCCAUUCGAAUGAAUGCUCACCCAAACCUUAAGCGGACUUAUACUCAGCUACAAACAAUAAAGAUGAAAAAGGCACGACUCAUGAAUAAUGAUGACAGUCUCAGUCUACAAACUACAAUCGCUACGGUGACUGUUUGGAAGAUCACAACAAGGACACGCGAAUGAAUGUUGGACAAGAUGAUGUCUUAAGUACGCUUUGUCCGCCCCUUAGAAAACUAACGAAUCCCA
Messenger RNA from Amoebophrya sp. A25, 3966 nucleotides. NCBI's taxonomy places the organism in Eukaryota, Dinophyceae, Syndiniales, Amoebophryaceae. The record is from the annotation of a GenBank genome assembly.